This is a messenger RNA of Cladocopium goreaui, 207 nucleotides long. The record is from the annotation of a GenBank genome assembly. Lineage: Eukaryota; Dinophyceae; Suessiales; Symbiodiniaceae.
AUGUCGGCUCCAUCGCAACAAGGUGCAGAGGUUGAAGAGUCAACCGCUGCAGGGGACCUAUGGAGACCGCCAGUUGCGGCGACGUCCGUCGACGCCGCUCGCAUUUCCGUCGCGAGUCCUGAGACGGAGCCAAGGCAGCGCAAGGGCCGGUGGGCGCGCUCCCGCGAGGUCGCAAGGGCCUCCACCGAAGAUCCAGGCGAAAGCUGA